This is a messenger RNA of Nematostella vectensis (starlet sea anemone), 4785 nucleotides long. Its product is annotated as exportin-1. NCBI's taxonomy places the organism in Eukaryota, Metazoa, Cnidaria, Anthozoa, Actiniaria, Edwardsiidae. Gene Ontology annotation, biological process: ribosomal small subunit export from nucleus; protein export from nucleus; ribosomal large subunit export from nucleus. The transcript has 33 exons. Gene Ontology annotation, molecular function: nuclear export signal receptor activity; small GTPase binding. Gene Ontology annotation, cellular component: cytoplasm; nucleus. Bases 133 to 3414 code for a protein of 1093 amino acids. The record is from RefSeq and is a predicted model, not a curated record.
UGAGAACUGGCUGCGGUGUUGCUCGCAACUGCACCUGAAUGACAGAGUAAAACGCUACAUGUGAAUACUUCCUGCAAUUUGUCCCUAUAAACCUUCACUUUUACCGUCGAACGAAUCCAGCAACUCUUCCAAAUGCCUACAGCUAUGGCAACGAUCGAACAGGCCUCUCAGCUUUUAGAUUUCUCCCAGAAGCUUGACAUAAACCUUCUAGAUUCGGUUGUCUCGUGCUUUUAUAUGUCCCAGGGACCACAGCAAAAAGUCGCAGACCAGAUUUUAACGCAGCUUAAACACCACCCAGACGCAUGGACAAGAGUCGAUACAAUCCUCGAAUUCUCAAGCAACCAACAAACCAAGUACUACGCACUACAGAUUUUAGAAAUGGUAAUAAAGACACGUUGGAAAAUUCUUCCAGGCGAGCAACGAGAAGGAAUCAAGAAAUAUAUAGUCGGUUUAAUUAUAAAGAUUUCAUCAGAAGCUACAGAAAUGGAAAAAGAGAAAACCUAUCUUUCCAAGCUGAAUAUGAUCUUAGUAGAGGUCUUGAAGCACGAAUGGCCAACAAAGUGGCCAAUGUUUAUAAGUGAUAUUGUUGGAGCUAGCAAAGCCAAUGAGUCCCUUUGCCAAAACAACAUGAUCAUUUUGAAAUUACUAAGCGAAGAGGUGUUUGACUUCUCAAGUGGUCAGAUGACUCAAGCCAAAGCCAAACAUCUCAAAGACAGCAUGUGCAGUGAAUUUUCACAAAUCUUCACUCUUUGCCAGUUUGUCAUGGAUAACUCACAGAAUGUAACUCUGGUUGAAUCAACUUUAGAGACACUUCUCAAGUUUUUGAAUUGGAUUCCCCUGGGCUACAUCUUCGAGACCAAGUUGAUCAGCAGCCUUAUUUACAAGUUCCUCAAUGUUCCUCUGUUCCGUAAUGUUACCUUGAAGUGCCUGACUGAGAUUGCGGCCAUAAGUGCCUCCCAGUAUGAUGAGCAGUUUGUUGUGCUGUUCUCCCUCACCAUGUCGCAGCUCAAGCAGAUGUUGCCAUUGACGAUCAACAUCAAAGAGGCAUAUGCUAAUGGAAGAGAUGAUGAGCAGAAAUUUAUCCAGAAUUUGAGUUUAUUCCUGUGUUCAUUCCUAAAAGAACAUGGCCAGCUUGUGGAGAAGAAGAUCCGUAGCAUUUUCUCCAUGACAAAAAAAGACUUUAUAAUUGAGAACCAUGAAGGCAAAGUCAACAGGGUUGAUUUACAGACAACUCUCCUUGAGGCACUGCACUACCUUGUGCUCAUAUCUGAAGUAGAGGAGACGGAGAUCUUCAAGAUUUGCCUUGAGUACUGGAACACCCUGGCGUCUGAUUUGUACCGAGAGAACCCUUUCUCUUCUACAAGUAGUCCCCUGCUGAUUGCACAGAACCAGCAAGUGCCUCCACGGAGACAGCUCUACUUGUCUGUACUAUCCAAGAUCAGAGUUAUCAUGAUCUCAAGAAUGGCCAAACCAGAAGAGGUUCUUGUGGUUGAAAAUGACCAAGGAGAAGUAGUUAGAGAAUUCAUGAAGGACACUGAUGCCAUCAACCUCUACAAGAACAUGAGAGAAACACUUGUGUACCUGACUCAUUUGGACUAUCAGGAUACUGAAAGGAUCAUGACUGAAAAACUCCAAAACCAAGUGAAUGGUAUUGAGUGGUCAUGGAAGAACCUGAACACUUUGUGCUGGGCAAUUGGUUCAAUCAGUGGAGCAAUGCAUGAAGAGGAUGAGAAGAGAUUUCUUGUUACGGUCAUCAAGGACCUGUUGGGACUGUGUGAGAUCAAAAGAGGCAAGGACAACAAGGCCAUUAUCGCUUCAAAUAUCAUGUACAUUGUGGGCCAGUACCCAAGAUUCCUCAGGGCUCACUGGAAAUUCCUGAAAACCGUUGUAAACAAGCUGUUUGAGUUUAUGCAUGAAACUCAUGAUGGGGUGCAAGACAUGGCUUGUGAUACAUUCAUCAAGAUCGCUCAGAAGUGCAGGAGACACUUUGUUCAGGUUCAAGUUGGAGAGGUGAUGCCUUUCAUUGAAGAAAUCCUUAACAGCACCCAGUCCAUAAUAUGUGAUUUGCAGCCAUUACAGGUUCACACAUUUUAUGAGGCUGUUGGUUCCAUGAUCAGUGCACAGACAGAUGCAGUUGUAAUGGAGCGACUCAUUGAGAAGUACAUGUCCCUCCCUAACCAGGCUUGGGACAACAUUGUCAGAGAAGCUACCAGGAACAUUGAUCACUUGCGUGAUCUAGAGGUGGUAAAACAACUUGGCAACAUCUUGAAGACUAAUGUACGAGGCUGUAAAUCCAUUGGACACCCAUUCGUCACUCAGCUAGGAAGAAUAUACUUGGACAUGUUGAAUGUGUACCGGUGUUUAAGUGAAAACAUUUCAAUGGCGAUCUCAGAGAAUGGUGAACUUGUCAUGAAGCAACCCCUAAUACGGGCUAUGAGAACAGUUAAGACUGAAGUCCUCAGGCUUAUAUCUACGUGGGUUAGCAAGUCAAAUGACCCAAAGUUGGUGUGUGACAAUUUUAUCCCACCAUUACUGGAUGCAGUGUUGGGUGAUUACCAAAGAAAUGUACCUGGAGCAAGGGAGCCAGAGGUGCUGAGCACAAUGGCUACCUUUAUCAACAAGCUAGAGGCCAACGUCACAGAGAAUGUUCCCCAGAUUUUUGAUGCAGUAUUUGAGUGCACUUUAAACAUGAUCAACAAGGACUUUGAGGAGUUCCCUGAACACAGAACAAAUUUCUUUCUCUUGUUACAAGCAGUCGUGCAGCACUGUUUCCAAGCACUACUGAAGAUUCCUCCAGAGCAAUUCAAGCUUGUGUUGGACUCUAUAGUGUGGGCCUUUAAGCACACCAUGAGAAAUGUGGCAGAUACAGGUCUGCAUAUCCUGUACUCACUGCUGAAGAAUAUGGAGGCUGAGGAGGCAUCUCAGAGCUUCUACCAGACCUACUACAUCACUAUAGUACAGCAUGUGCUCUCUGUUGUUACAGACACCUCACAUACUGCAGGCCUUACGAUGCAUGCUACAAUCCUGGCGCACAUGUUUAGCCUGGCAGAGAGUGGCAAGAUCACUCAGCCCCUGUUCAACUCCUCAGAGGCGCAGUAUGCAUCUAACCAGGCUUACAUCCAAGAGUACAUCGCAAACGUGUUGCGUCAGGCAUUCCCUCACCUACAGGAUGCCCAGAUCAAGAUAACCGUUCAAGGGUUGUUUAACCUCAAUCAGGACAUCUCGGCAUUCAAGGAGCACCUGCGGGACUUCUUAGUGCAAAUAAAGGAAUACCGGUCCGAGGACUCGACGGACCUCUACCUUGAAGAGCGAGAGACUCAGCUAAAGUCGGCGGAGGAAGAGAAGCGCAAAGUGCAGCUGUCAGUACCAGGGAUUGUGAACCCACACGACAUGCCGGAGGAGAUGCAGGACUAGGGCGACAAAUUUCGCCCAUGCUAGCGGGCGAUACAGUGCCCAAGACGCUCUGUGGCCAACCCGAGCAGAAUUUGUGAGACGAGGAACUAAGAUUACAAUAUGAUGGGCAGAUGAACUACCUACGAGCUAAGUAGGAAAGGGUCGAUAUGUGAGUAAUCACUCACCAGGAAAGCAAAAUAGCCUGCAUUAAGUACUGUGCUUGGCCCGUCCGUGUGGCGAGACAUUGCGGGGCCUAUUAGCCGUUUGAAAGGGACUGCCCGUGGUGUGGUCGUACACCUUAUCGCGCGUGGAACAAUCGAUGAAUUGGAAGCAUGAAUUAGAGUAGCGGUUGUGAUUGUUAUGGAUAGAAUGAGUGUGACUUUUUAAAGCCUUUUUGAUCUUGUUGAUCGGUAGAUUAUUUUUACGUUUUUACCGUGCUUGCUGGCGACAAUUUGCGCGACACAGUGUGGCAUACAAACUGACUGCGGGAAAAGGUUUCUCCCAAUUUCCCUGAAUGCCUCAUCGUGCCGCCUGCUGUCGGGACCGCUUACUGCCAAUGGUAAAAUAAUCUAUCGCACCAACCCAUCUGCUCCACAGAGAGGCUACCAAGAGAGUAAGUUUUGUAUAAUUUAUUGAAAGAUAUUGUAAAUUAUUUAGUUUAUAGUUUCGUUUGGAUUUAUUCCUAGAUGCUCGUAUUAUUGAGCAUUAAAGUAGACUUCAACCGGAUAACGUUGUCAACAUCUUGUUGCCGCACCAAGCUUUGUGAUAUUUUAUUUGAAAAAACACAACAACAAGAUGGUGACAACAUUAUCUAAGUGGUUCUUUACAAUCCCCCAAAUUAUAACCCGUUAUUCACCCAUCUGACUAUAUAUAAGGCUAUUCUGAUCGUUAUAUUUUAUACUUACACUGCAAAUAAGCAUAAGUUUAGCAGAUAAACCGAUAGCAUCCGUACAUUUUGUCGAGCACCACCGCCCUAGUAUUUAUGUCUUUCUCCUGUCGAAGACAAACUCUAGUCAUAAACAUGCCAAUUAAUAUUUUUUGGAGGGGACGGGGGUUCUUGGUUGAAAUAUUUUUUUCCUAUAUACGAACCAUCUGUCCUUGUUUUUCACUUUCCUUUUUUUUUUUGGCGGGUAUUUCAGCACUUUUAUUCCUUGCUUUUGCAGCCUGCCCCCCCCCCCCCCCCCCCCCCCACCAAGUAUCUACUGCUCUCCUAACAAAUCGUAGAAGCUCGGGCAGUCUCACAUAAAAAAAUAAUCAUUUUUUUGUUGCUCUUCCAAUCAUAGAUACCUCAACAUAAUCAUAUUCUAAUAUGCAGUACCAAAAGAACGUUCCGUAAACAAAUGUCGUAAUUUUACGAGUUUAUCAAAUUUCCAAUAAAACAGACCGAUAACA